AUGGUCAGCAGAAUCCAGAAAAGUCGUGAUAGCCGACGUGGAACUUCGGUACUGAUCCCAUCUGUUGCAUCCGUACUUCUGAGACUUCUGCCUUCUAGCGCACUGCUGGAAGCUUUCGGAGAGCAGAUCUCAUCUUGCUUCAAGCCUCGUUUUAUGCCUUUUAACCCAGGGGACCCCGUGACAGCCGACGUGAGGCUGGCCGAGCUUGAUCCGGAAAAGCUGUGGUUAAUCCGACGUGACGCAAGCCCCAAUGGUCAACGUGAUCCAGGGAAGCCCGCACAGCCGAAGUUAUUCAAGAAAGCCAUGCUAGCCGCGAUGGUGACACGAAUGUGA
Molecule: messenger RNA, 333 nt
Organism: Gongylonema pulchrum
Lineage: Eukaryota; Metazoa; Nematoda; Chromadorea; Rhabditida; Gongylonematidae
Source: the annotation of a GenBank genome assembly